This is a messenger RNA of Oppiella nova, 648 nucleotides long. The record is from the annotation of a GenBank genome assembly. Lineage: Eukaryota; Metazoa; Arthropoda; Arachnida; Sarcoptiformes; Oppiidae.
AUGACAAAUAAGAUCUCGUAUAACGCCAUAGACUCGACCACAACAUCACCUAAUGAUAGAAGUUUGGAUCAGUCUAUUGAUACUUAUGACACAAAUACUACUCUUGAUAUUCCGGACACUUUCCCAGACACACCGGUGGACAUGGAUUUCAAUAAUCAGAUUAAUUCACUCCUAAACGAUUCAAUAGUGAAUAUCUACGAGGACUAUGAAUUAAGGCAAAGAGUGGAACAGGAGUUUCCAGUCAUACCGUUUGUGGACAGACCUAUCGCUGACCACAGGAAUCAAUUGAAUGAAUUAGAGGGCUAUCGACUGCAAGAACUGGUGUCUGUUUUUGGUGACCUUUCACACCCAUUAGAGUCGGUGUCGGUAUCCGUUAUAUACCGUGAAGUCUAUGAGACAAUUGGCACCAAAUUAGAGCAAUUGAUGCUAAAUGUGAUUAAAAUAUGUCAGAAAUUAAGCACAUUUACCAGUAUUUGCGAGGAGGACAGGAUGUCCCUGAUUAAGUAUGGCUGCAUAGAUCUGUCUUAUAUGUGGCUGAUACCCAAACUCGACUAUUAUCAAGAUCAUUGGAAGUUCACUAUUUUAACGGCAAUAAUUUUGUUUAGCGCCGAUAGGCCUAACCUUAAGCACCGGCAUAUUGUUCAGUAA